Arctia plantaginis is the source of this 1167-nucleotide messenger RNA. The record is from the annotation of a GenBank genome assembly. Lineage: Eukaryota; Metazoa; Arthropoda; Insecta; Lepidoptera; Erebidae.
AUGUUGGGGACGAUGAUGUACCCGGGCACAGAAGAUGCCGAGCUCGAAGACAUGCGAGUGCCGCCAAUACAACUUGAACAUUUACCUGAAGUAUUCUUAUCUAGUAUCCCGAAAUGCGGAGGUUGUCACGAGAUGAUAGUGGACCGCUACGUACUGAAGGUUUCCGACCGGACCUGGCACGCAGGUUGUUUGAGAUGUGUGGAAUGUCGAGCCAUGCUCUCCGGAAAAUGCUUUGCAAGAAAUAAUCAACUUUAUUGUACAGAUGACUUUUUCAAGCGGUUCGGUACGAAGUGUGCGGGCUGCGGGCAGGGCAUCCCGCCUACACAGGUAGUACGACGUGCGCAGUCACAUGUUUAUCAUCUAAGAUGCUUUGCGUGUGCUGCCUGUGCUCGGACACUCAACACUGGUGAUGAGUUCUAUCUCAUGGAAGAUGGAAAGCUUGUAUGUAAACCGGACUAUGAAGCAGCGAGAGCAAAAGGCGGUGAAGGUUCCUUGGACGGCGAUGCAGCCAGUAAAAGACCGCGGACGACCAUCACAGCCAAACAACUGGAAACCCUGAAAAAUGCAUACAGCAGCAGUCCGAAACCGGCACGUCACGUCAGAGAGCAACUCGCCCACGACACGGGACUCGACAUGCGCGUUGUUCAAGUGUGGUUUCAAAACAGACGAGCGAAAGAAAAGCGGUUAAAAAAGGACGCAGGUCGUACAAGGUGGUCACAAUACUUCAGAUCGAUGAAGAGUGGUGGAGGCUCUCCUAGACACGAUCGACUGCUUGACAAGGAUGAACUCAAAAUUGAUUUGGAUUCCUUCAGUCAUCACGAGUUGAGCAACGACAGCUACAGUACGGUGGCUCUGGGUGGUGAGGAAGGUUCACCGGCGGGCGGCGGCACGGCUGCGGGCGGCGCUCGGUACGCGGCCACACCGCCCUAUCUGCGUGCGCAUUCACCUCCCCACCCGCAUUACCACUACCCACCCGAUCACCUCGUCUACACCAACAUCGGCCAAGCAAUGAGCGGAGCAGGAAUCGGAGGAGCCGGUGGUGCAGGAGGAGCGUCAGAUCUAAGUAGUUCAUCAUCUCCAGCAGCGGGAGGGUACCCUGACUUUCCUCCUUCACCAGACUCGUGGUUAGGAGAGGCACACCAUUACUCCCCGAGAGCUUUCCCCUAG